This is a messenger RNA of Cuculus canorus (common cuckoo), 1791 nucleotides long. RefSeq names its product protein phosphatase 6 catalytic subunit (gene PPP6C). Gene Ontology annotation, cellular component: cytoplasm. Gene Ontology annotation, molecular function: protein serine/threonine phosphatase activity. The record is from RefSeq and is a predicted model, not a curated record. Gene Ontology annotation, biological process: G1/S transition of mitotic cell cycle; peptidyl-serine dephosphorylation. Lineage: Eukaryota; Metazoa; Chordata; Aves; Cuculiformes; Cuculidae. The coding region runs from base 77 to 994 and encodes 305 amino acids. The transcript has 7 exons.
CCGAGUUCCGUACCCGGCGCGCGCCGCUCCCCGGAAGUGCCGGGCCCCGCUUCCGGCUGCGAGCCGCCGAGCCAAGAUGGCGCCGCUGGACCUGGACAAGUACGUGGAGAUCGCGCGGCUCUGCAAGUACCUGCCCGAGAACGACCUCAAGCGCCUCUGCGACUACGUGUGCGACCUCUUGCUCGAGGAGUCCAACGUCCAGCCCGUCUCCACGCCCGUCACCGUCUGCGGCGACAUCCACGGGCAGUUCUACGACCUCUGCGAGCUCUUCAGGACCGGUGGGCAGGUCCCCGACACCAACUACAUCUUCAUGGGUGACUUUGUCGAUCGGGGUUAUUACAGUCUGGAGACCUUCACGUACCUUCUGGCGCUGAAGGCCAAGUGGCCUGACCGCAUCACCCUGCUGCGAGGCAAUCAUGAAAGCCGGCAGAUAACGCAGGUGUAUGGGUUUUACGAUGAGUGCCAAACCAAAUACGGGAACGCAAAUGCCUGGAGAUACUGCACCAAAGUCUUUGACAUGCUCACCAUCGCAGCUUUAAUAGAUGAGCAGAUCCUCUGUGUGCACGGCGGCCUCUCUCCAGACAUCAAGACACUCGAUCAAAUUCGAACCAUCGAACGCAAUCAGGAGAUUCCUCACAAAGGCGCCUUCUGCGACCUGGUUUGGUCUGACCCAGAAGAUGUGGAUACGUGGGCCAUCAGUCCGCGGGGAGCGGGCUGGCUCUUCGGUGCAAAGGUGACGAAUGAGUUUGUCCACAUCAACAACCUGAAGCUCAUCUGCAGGGCGCACCAGCUGGUUCACGAGGGCUACAAGUUCAUGUUCGACGAGAAACUGGUCACAGUGUGGUCUGCUCCCAAUUACUGCUACCGCUGUGGAAAUAUCGCAUCAAUCAUGGUUUUUAAGGAUGUAAAUACACGAGAACCAAAGCUAUUCCGUGCCGUUCCCGAUUCAGAACGUGUCAUUCCCCCUAGGACAACCACGCCGUACUUCCUCUGAGGCCGCUCCUGCCUGCCAUCCCCCGGCCCGUGUACCGUCCCUUACAAUAUACUUUUUAUUGAGCACUUUGCUGCUGAAAUGCUGCCUCUUGCCCUUUUUAUGUUUAAAUUAUCUAAAUUUAUUGUGUAUUCUGGUGUCUGUAGUGAGUUUCUCUUUUUUUCCGCCCUACCCUAGAUUACUUUCAGACUAUUACCGCGCCCCCGGGAUCUGCUGUGCUGCACGCAGCCCUGACCGGUUCCCGGGUGCAGAUGAGCCACGGUGCUGGGGGAGCAGCGCGCUCCCCGCAGUGGGUUCGGCUUUUCCUUGGGGGAGUUGUAAGGAAUUUCAGCAGCAAAGUCAAUGCCCGGUGUGCAGCAGGAGCGGUGGCCGUGCCCGGAGCGCCAUCCUCGCUGCUCCAGGGGCAGAACUGUUCUGGGGCAGAACUGUUCCUGGGGCAGAACCGUUUUUUAGGCAGAGCCAUUCUGGGAUCAGAACUGUUCCUGGAGCAGACCUGUUCUGGGAUCAGAACCGUUUAUGGAUCAGAACUAUUCCUGGUGGCAGAACCGUUCCUGAAUCAGAACUGUUCCUGGUGGUAGAGCUGUUCCUGGGGCAGAACCGCUCCUGGAUCCAAGCUGUUCCAGGAUCAGAACUGUUUCCUGGGCACAGCCACUCCUGGAUCCAAGCCGUUCUUGGAUCAGAACCGUUUCCCGGGCGCAGCCAUUCCUGGAUCAGAACCGUUUCCCAGGCACAGCCGUUUCUGGAUCGGAACCGUUCCGGGGGCAGAACCGGUGCCCGCGGGCGGCUCCCUUCCCUCCCCC